Messenger RNA from Acanthamoeba castellanii str. Neff, 1179 nucleotides. Its product is annotated as aarF domain containing kinase 5, putative. NCBI's taxonomy places the organism in Eukaryota, Discosea, Longamoebia, Acanthamoebidae. The transcript is spliced from 10 exons. The record is from RefSeq and is a predicted model, not a curated record. The coding region runs from base 1 to 1179 and encodes 392 amino acids.
AUGAAACGAAAACGAAGCUUUUCGUUUCUCGAGGAGCAGCCGAUCGCCGCGGCUUCGCUGGCGCAGGUGCACCGCGGGUGGCUCGCCGACGGCACCCAGGUGGCCGUCAAGGUCCAAUACCCCGAUUUCGAGCGGCUCACGUGGGGCGACCUGUUUUCCAUCGAAGCUGCCGCGCAAGCCAUUGCCUGGUUUUUCCCGGAUUUCCAGUUCUCGUGGGUGGUCGGUGAGUUCGAGAAGAACCUCGAGAUGGAGAUGGAUUUCGUGAACGAGGCGAAGAAUGCCGAGCGCAUUGCCCACAAUUUUGCGCACAACAAACAAAUCUACGUUCCCAAGAUCUACUGGAACAUGACGCGGAGGAAGGUGCUGUGCAUGGAGUUCAUCCACGGGGCCAAGAUCACGGACGUUCCCAAGCUCGACCAGAUGGGCAUCAACAAGCGCGAGGUGGCCCAGCUCCUGCACGAGCUAUUCUGCGAACAGAUCUUCGUCCACGGAUUCAUCCACAGUGAUCCCCACCCGGGCAAUAUUCUGAUUCGUCACCUGCCAUCUUCGCCCACCCACCCGCAAUUGGUGCUUCUCGACCACGGCCUCUACCGCACCCUCGACGAACAGUUCAGGCUGGACUACUGUCAUUUGUGGAAGGCCAUCUUCACGGGCAACAGAGAGGCGGUGGAGAAGUACUCGCGGCGUAUGGGCGCCGGCGAACACCACGAAAUCUUUUCGGUCAUCCUCACCUUCCGUCCCCUCGACACCGGGAAAACGGGGCCGGCGCUGGUGAAGGACAGCGAGAUGAGUGUGGCGCAGGUGCGCCUGAUUCGCUCGCAGAUGCGCGAGCGCAAUUUCCAAACGGUCCUCUCCGAGCUCCUCGAGAACAUGGACCGCCAGCUUCUCCUCGUCCUCCGCACCAACAACUUGAUUCGGUCCAUUAUCAAGGACCUGGAGGAAGGCGGGUCUGUUGAUCGGUUCCUGGUGAUGGCGCGCUACGCCAUUCGCGGGCUCUACCACCGCCACGACAACUCGCUGUCGCUGCCACGGCGGUUGCGGGGCGUGGUGGAGUCAACCAAGUUCGAGGCGCGGCUGCAGAUCCUGUCGCUGGUCAUCCACCUCUACCAGUGGUGGACGCGGGUGGUGUCGUGGUUCUACUCCUUCCCCGCCUCCCCCGUCCCAGUCCUGGACUCCUGA